AUGGAUAAAUUUGUAAUUCAUUCUACUGGCACCACUUCGGUGAAUGAACAACCAAAGAAAAAAUCUAAAUUAAAUAUCAGACGUUUAUAUCAUGAAGAUUAUUUAAACAUAGGAUUUUCUUGGUCUGGUAAUGUAGAUGAUCCACGUCCAUGGUGUGUAGUAUGUGGCGAAAAACUAUCCAAUGAAUCAAUGGUUCCAAAAACACGACAAUCUGAAAAAAUGACAAAAAUUGUGACCAUUUCUGAUAAAACUCAAGAAGCUAGUUAUCUAGUAGCAGAACUUGUAGCUAAACAAAUGAAACCACACACUAUAGCAGAAAAACUUAUUUUACCUGCUUGUCGUGAAAUCGUAAAAGUACUUUUUGGUGAAGAAGCUGAAAAAGAAGUAUUAAAAAUUCCAAUAUCUGACAACACCAUUAGUAGGCGUAUUGAACACAUGUCUGAAGAUAUUGAAGAACAAGUAUUGCUACAAUCCCGUGACUCUCCAUUAUUUGCAUUACAACUGGACGAGUCAACUGAUAUAAGUCGACAAGCACAACUUUUGGUAUUUAUACGUAUAGUUUCCGACGAAGACAUAGUGGAAAAUUUUUUGUGUUGUAAAACACUUCCUGAGACAACUAAAGGUGAAGACAUUUUCGAAAUCGUCGACAAUUAUCUGAAAUUUGCAAAUUUACCAUGA
This is a messenger RNA of Sipha flava (yellow sugarcane aphid), 678 nucleotides long. Its product is annotated as zinc finger BED domain-containing protein 5-like. The coding region runs from base 1 to 678 and encodes 225 amino acids. Lineage: Eukaryota; Metazoa; Arthropoda; Insecta; Hemiptera; Aphididae. The record is from RefSeq and is a predicted model, not a curated record. The transcript has 2 exons.